AGUCGCUCAGUCUAACCCUCGAGGGAGCGUCCCGGGAGCCGGGGCUCCGGAGCCAGCAGUCGCCGAGCGCCGGAGCUGGAGGUGAUUUCGGGUUGGGGAUGCUACAAGUACACAUUCCUUCUGUGGGGCCGGAGGCAGCGGAGCCAGAGAGGAACCUGGAGAAAGGACACAUGGUGUUCAGGGUGGAGGUCCUCUGCAACGGGAGAAAGCACACCAUUUAUCGGCGCUACAGCGAAUUCCAUGCCCUGCACAAGCAGAUUAAGAAGUCUUGCAAAGUGCCCGACUUUCCUCCCAAACGUGUACCUAACUGGAGGCACAAGGUUCUGGAGCAGCGACGACAGGGCUUAGAGGCUUAUAUCCAGGGUGUCCUGUAUCUCAACCAGGAAGUCCCCAAGGAAGUGCUGGAAUUCUUGAGACUUCGACAUUUCCCUUCAGAUUCCAAGACUAGCGACUUGGAGGCUCAUCUACCCCACAGGCCAAUCCUGAAAUUCCACAGGGAUCCCUACCUUCAAAGCCCUUCUCUGGAGCCAAUCCCCGACGUGGUGGUGAGCGGCGUGUUGCAGGGCCUCUACAGUGGCAAUGGAUGCCCCCACGUGGCCCAAGGGAAGGACCCCUAUUUCACACCACCCCUGCUACAGCGGAGGCCUUAAAGCGAGCAGAACUCCCCCAUCGGCUCUGCGUCCCUUCUGCUCUCCGGCUGUGACCCUGAUUGAUGGGCGAGUUCUGAGGGACUCGGGAAACAGGAAGAACACAAUAAAGGCAGAGUCUCUUGGGGAUGAGCCCCAGAAAACGGGCUGUUUAUAUUGGAGGAAAGGAACCACAGCGGGGAAGAAGCAAGGGCCUAUUGUACAAGGUGAGAGCAUGGAGCUGAGAAUGAGGUCGGAUGCUGACAAGUGAAGCAAAAACGUCACUCCUUGGAAAUGCAGUUGCUGGACAGGCCCAGGCCCAGGCCCAGGGCAGGAAGAGCUCUCUGGCCUGCUUCCGAAGGCAUAGGGGAAGGGAGAAAGAAGAGAAGGGAGGCAAAGGAAGGAACCCAGUUCUACAGGAAACAAGCCCUACUAUUCCCUCAAGAACUUCCAUGGGGAUGGUGGUUCUAGGCUGGGCUAAGCUUAGAUGCUUAUUAAGGGCAGGGGAUGAACCCGGCCCACUCACUUUCUAUUAAAAAAUGUUUUCUUCUUUA
Messenger RNA from Monodelphis domestica (gray short-tailed opossum), 1180 nucleotides. RefSeq names its product sorting nexin 22 (gene SNX22). Gene Ontology annotation, molecular function: phosphatidylinositol phosphate binding. Lineage: Eukaryota; Metazoa; Chordata; Mammalia; Didelphimorphia; Didelphidae. The record is from RefSeq and is a predicted model, not a curated record.